Messenger RNA from Aedes albopictus (Asian tiger mosquito), 1770 nucleotides. RefSeq names its product zinc finger protein 124. NCBI's taxonomy places the organism in Eukaryota, Metazoa, Arthropoda, Insecta, Diptera, Culicidae. Gene Ontology annotation, molecular function: zinc ion binding. The transcript has 4 exons. The coding region runs from base 97 to 1632 and encodes 511 amino acids. Gene Ontology annotation, cellular component: nucleus. The record is from RefSeq and is a predicted model, not a curated record.
AAAACAGUAAAUUUUCGAUCUUCGCUUGUGGUGUCGGCUGCAGCUCAGCCAGUGUAGAUUUAAAUUUGCGGAAUUUCGGUGCGUUAUCAGCCGAGGAUGGCGUUUUCGGCAUCGGUCCAAGUUUGUCGCUUCUGCGGCGGACAAAACGACGUGAUAGUUGAUUUGCUCGAGACCGGAUUGGGUGAAAAAUUGGCGAAAUACUUUCCGCUGAAGUUUGAUGCCGCAGAUCUCUUACCAAAACUGGCGUGUGCUGAAUGCGCUAGCACAAUCCAACAGAUGGAGGGUUUUGUGCUCAAAGCCCAAGAAGUGGAACGAGAUUUGCUUGAGCGCACCAAUCGACCGGUCACCAACAACGUUAUGACCCCUUCGGAAAUUCGUUUUCUUGCGCAGUCAAUGAGCACGAAGAAGUCCACACCAAAAGCAGCCUCCGUAAACGAGGUGCUACGAAAGCUUAACACUUCAUCCAUCGUGAUCAAGAAGGUCGAUAAGAAAUUGAUAAAAACCGAACCGCCACCGGCUAGGGUCAAACAACGGUUUGACGAUGACGAACCGCUGCUGAAGAUGAAAGUGGAGGUUCUUGACGAGGAACUCGAUCAUCUGACGGCCGAUGAUUUGGUUCAUUACGAUGAUACAGACGACGACGAUGAUCAGGGCGAAGUGUUGGCCCGGAAGAGUUUCAGAAAUAUUGAGUCCGUCAAUAUCAAAGAAAUGCAUUCGUCCGAUGAAAGCAGCCAAGAUAUGUAUCCGGAAGAAAGACUGGAGAUCGAAAUGGAUCCGGAUUAUGUAGAAGAACGCCCUAAACCGGUUGCAAAACGGCGUAAACAAUCGCCGGUGAAGCCCAAACCGAAGCGCCUGUCCGGUACCAAAAGUGUAGUUAUAAGUCUGACCGAUCCAUGUAACUAUGUGUGCGUGACGUGCAAAGGAAAGUUCAGUAGCUUCGAAGAACUGCAAGCCCAUAUCGACGAAAGCAUAGCCUGCAAGAAGGUCAACAGUACUUGCGAUCAGUGCGGUAAGGUUUGCGACACUCGAAGAGCACUGUACCAACAUAAACUUACACACCAACCGAAACCGCAGCUGAUUUGCGAUCAAUGCGGAAAAUCUUACACCAAUUCGUUCAACUUGGAAAACCACAAAAGCCAAGUGCAUGGUGAAGAGUUUGAAGAACUCGGCUACGUGUACAAGUGCUGUGAGCAAACAUUCCCAACGCGGCGCGAGCUCAACGAGCACAUCAAAACGCACAGCAAAAUACUGAACCUCCUGUGCGACACAUGUGGCAAAUCAUUCACGUCCCACAAGGCGCUUCGAUCGCACACGCAAAGCCAUCUGAACAUUAGACCGUAUUCGUGCGAUUUGUGUGACAAAGCGUUCCGUACUAAAUUGUUACUGGUUCAGCAUUCGCAUGUUCACACUGGAAUUAAGGUUUUCAACUGCGACGUGUGUGAGAAGUCUUUUGCCAAGAAGGACUCGCUUCGUAAGCAUUAUAAGAUCCACUCCAGUGAACCCGUCACAUGGUCCUCGACGGGUGAAAAGCUGGCGGUCAAGCCCGUGGACCAGAUCCAGGAGGAGCACUUGCAGAUGCAGCCAUCACAUCCAUACAUUGGGUAUGCCGCCGAGAUGCAAGCACCCAUUUGAAGACCUGUUGACGACUUAACUAUGUAGCGGUAAGUGAUUUAUUGCCAUUUCAUUUCUCAGCCGUGCGUGGGAAAUUUGAUGUUGGAUGUCUCACAUAUGUAAGUGUAGUUCAUAAAUUAAUGAGUAGCUAUGAAGGAA